AUGACCUUCGUGGCACCGCCAGGAUACCAGCCCAUCUAUAACCCAUGUAUCCCUUACACGGGUCCAGUCUUUGGAGGGCUUAGAGAAGGAAUGUCCAUCUACAUACACGGAGUGGUUCCUGAAGACUGCGGCAGGUUUCAUGUGAACUUGCAGUGUGGGGAUUAUGAUGGCUGUGACGUUGCUUUGCACAUUAACCCUCGUUUCCACGGCUGGGACAAAGUGGUAUUCAACACCUUCCUGAAUGGAUCAUGGGAGGGAGAGGAGAAGGUCCAUCACAUGCCCUUCCACAGGGGGCGCUCUUUUGAAUUAGUCAUUGUUGUCAACUCUGAGGGCUACCAGGUAAAUGUAAAUGGUGAAGAGUAUUACCUGUACCAGCACAGAAUGGGCGUGGAGAGGGUGACUGCUCUGAGCAUUGGAGGAGAUGUCUCCAUUCAGAACAUCAAUGUGAUUGGGGGAAUGCAAGGUGGGAUGGGGGGAGGGUAUCCAGGUGGAAUGGGGGGGGGAUAUCCUGGAGGUGUCAUGGGAGGAGUUUACCCAGGGGCAGUGGAUGGUGGCAUGGGGGGAGGGUAUCCAGGGGCAGGUUUGGGGGGAGGAUACCCUGGAGGAAUGGGGGGUGUUGGGGAUGGUUUCUAUCCUGGAGCAAACCUGCCGGUAAUGGGUGUGCAGCCAAUUUACAACCCUGUUUUACCUUACUCCAACGUGAUCCCAGGAGGCAUGCUGCCCAAAAGGACCAUCAUCGUCAGAGGAAUGGUCCCCUUUGGGGCCGACAGGUUUUACAUAAAUUUCAUCGUGAGCGGCUCCAGGGACAUCGCCUUCCAACUGAACCCCAGGAUGAGGGAGGGCGUGGUCAUAAGGAACAGCCUGAUUGGUGGCAUGUGGGGAGACGAGGAGCAAGAGGUCUUCUUCAACCCUUUCAUGGAGGGCCAGUACUUUGAUAUCUCCAUUCGCUGCGGCAACCGCAGGUUCAAGGUGUUUGUGAAUGGGCAGCACCUGUGUAAUUUCCAUCACCGUUAUGAGGCGUUCACUGAGAUUGACAUGUUGGAGGUGGAGGGAGAUGUGCAGAUCUCUUACAUUCACUUUUAG
This is a messenger RNA of Chanos chanos (milkfish), 1083 nucleotides long. Its product is annotated as galectin-4-like. NCBI's taxonomy places the organism in Eukaryota, Metazoa, Chordata, Actinopteri, Gonorynchiformes, Chanidae. The record is from RefSeq and is a predicted model, not a curated record. The coding region runs from base 1 to 1083 and encodes 360 amino acids. Gene Ontology annotation, molecular function: carbohydrate binding. The transcript has 15 exons.